This is a messenger RNA of Petromyzon marinus (sea lamprey), 6677 nucleotides long. It is a transcript of the gene HEATR5B, whose product is annotated as HEAT repeat containing 5B. The record is from RefSeq and is a predicted model, not a curated record. Gene Ontology annotation, cellular component: membrane; Golgi apparatus; endocytic vesicle. Gene Ontology annotation, biological process: intracellular protein localization; endocytosis; retrograde transport, endosome to Golgi. NCBI's taxonomy places the organism in Eukaryota, Metazoa, Chordata, Hyperoartia, Petromyzontiformes, Petromyzontidae.
ACGUCACGCGGGGAGUGUUUGUGUCGCCCCCCCCCACCCCUCACCGAAGGAGGACGAAGCCGCAGCCUCGGGCGUCGUGGCCGCCGAGCAGAGCGAGACUCUCCCCGCAGCAGCAGCAGCCGCAGCAGGAGGAGGAGGAAGAGGGACCGAGGCGCGGACUGCGCGACGACUGCGACGCGCGCUGUCCGCGUGCCGCGGGUUCACGGUACGAGACCACCCGCCCCGCCUCGCUGGCAGCAGAGCGGCUGGAGCGGGGAGAAGCGCGGCGGUGCGGUGAGGCGAGGAGUUUCCAACGCGGCUGGAGCGGAAUGUAGUGAUUUGGUUUUGAAGAGUUUUGGAGUAAGUGGCACUUCCAUCUCGACCUUCGGGUUCCGUAACAAAACGAUGGAGCUGGCUCACAGUCUGUUGCUCAACGAGGAAGCCCUGGCACAAGUGACCGAUGCCAAGAAGCCCAUAUUUGUUUUUGAAUGGCUCAGGUUCCUCGACAUUUAUCUUGCCACCGCUAACAAGAUAGACACAAGGCAGAACCAGAACCGGCUGGUGGAGCAACUCACCAACUUGAUGAGCGAGGCCCCUGGGCCACCGACUCGUAGACUCAUCGCUAAAUCUCUGUCCACCCUCUACAGCAUUGGCGACACGUUUUCAGUCUUCCAGACCAUUGACAAAUGCAAUGAAAUUAUACGCAGCAAAGAUGACUCACCCAGUUAUCUGCCAACAAAACUAUCUGCUGUUGCCUGCAUUGGAGCCUUGUACGAGAAGCUGGGCCGCAUGUUGGGGAGCUCUUUCCCCGACACGAUUGGGAACCUCAUCAAAGCUGUUAAGAGCGCAGAGUCGCAGGGUCGAAGUGAGAUUAUGAUCAGCUUGCAGAAGAUUCUGAGUGGUCUUGGUGGAGCAGCAGCUUCGUGUCACAGGGACAUUUACAAGUCGGCUCGUGUUUGCUUGACUGAUCGCUCAAUGGCGGUUCGGUGUGCAGCUGCAAAGUGUCUCCUGGAGCUCCAAAAUGAAGCGGUGUUUCUUUGGAGCAGUGAACUUGAGAACAUGGCGACAAUAUGCUUCAAAGCGUUAGAAGGUUCCAAUUAUGAUGUCCGAGUGGCUGUGUCUACACUCCUUGGCACCGUUUUGGCCACGGCUGUUUUACCCAAGCAUGCAGCAGUCAUGAGGCAAAAUGUACGCAAAGCAACCCUGGAGGAGGUGUUUGAACUCCUGGCCACGGGGUUUCUGCGUGGGGGCUCUGGCUUCCUGAGAAGUGGCGGAGAGAUGCUCAAGGGGGGAGGCUCCAUCCCUCGAGAAGUCCGAGUUGGUGUCACACAGGCAUACGUUGUGUUUGUCUCGACGAUGGGAGGACCGUGGCUGGAAAGAAGCUUCCCCACAUUCCUGAUGCACAUCCUGGGGCUCGUGGCCAAUCCGAGGGCAACUCAGAACCACGUGGAGGCCGUCUACUCCCGUCGCUGUGUGUCCUUCAUUCUGCGCUCCACUGUGGGGAGUCUCCUUGGAGAAAAGGCUCAGGUGGCGGCAGCCAAGGAUAUCUGCCAGGCCAUUACAAAGCAAAUGAAAGCACUGGAUGCAGCGGCGAGUGACAGUAACACGGACAACAAGGCAGGCUCCGUGGACAUGUGUGCCUCCCAGCACAUGCUCGUGUGUGCACUGCAAGAGCUGGGCAGCCUCAUUCUGGGCCUCAGUGCCACAGCUACUCCCUUGGUGCAGGAGACACACACAGGUGUUGUGGAUACAGUCAUUUCUGUGCUGCUCCAUCCAAGUAUAUCAGCACGCUUGUCAGCAGCCUGGUGUCUCCGCUCUGUGUCCAUCGCAUUACCAUCUCAGCUGACUCCUCUGCUUGAGCGAUGCACAGAAUUUAUGAACAGCUUAAAGAACUCUCCAGAUGCUGUUACAGGAUACAGCUUUUCCAUUGCAGCCCUACUGGGCAGUGUGCAACAUUGUCCUUUGGGAGUUCCUCACACAAAGGGAAAGAUGGUAAUGAGCAUAGCAGAGGAUUUGCUUCGCACAGCCACGCAGAACAGCCGCUUGUCUCUGCAGAGAACCCAGGCAGGGUGGCUUCUCCUGGGCGCCCUCAUGACAUUGGGGCCGUCAGUUGUGAGAUAUCACCUCCCGAAGAUGCUGCUCUUGUGGCGCAAUGUCUUUCCAAGAUCUCCAAAAGAGAUGGAGGCAGAGAAGACCAGAGGGGAUGCCUUUACUUGGCAGGUCACCCUAGAAGGCCGUGCAGGAGCACUGUGUGCCAUGCGUAGCUUCGUUGCGCAUUGUGGGGAGCUGCUAACUGAAGAUGUCAUCAGGAGACUACUCAACCCGAUAGAGUGUGCCAUGCUCAUGAUGACGCACAUCCCAUCUGUCAUCAAGACACAUGGUGCACACCUCAAGGCCAGUGCAGCCAUGGUCAGGCUCAGGCUGUAUGACAUAUUGGCUCUCCUCCCACCAAAAACAUACGAAGGAAACUUCAGCGCCUUGCUGCGUGAGCUUGUAGCAGAGUUUACUCUAACAGAUAAUGCUGCCAACACAACGACAUCACUCCUACGCUCCCUCUGCCACUGUGACGACAGUGUGCUGCUGGGAUCUUGGCUGCAGGAAACUGACCACAAGCUCAUUGAGGAUCAGUUGCAGCCAAACAGUGCCUCUGGCAGUGGUGCGUUGGAGCAUGACCCCUCGUCCAUUUACCUGCGGGCGGCGGAGGGGGAGGCCGUGCCCGGGCCGCUGCCGCUUGGCGUGUCGGUGAUCGAUGCCUCGGUCGCUCUCUUUGGGGUCGUCUUUCCACACGUUUCCUUCAAGCACCGGCUGCAAAUGUUGGAACACUUUGCUGAGUGCAUCAAACAAGCCAAGGGCAUCAGACAACAAGCAGUACAACUAAAUAUAUUCACAGCUGUGCUCAGCGCCCUUAAGGGCCUUGCAGAAAACAAGAGCUCUCUGGGCCUCGAGGAGGUAAAACGAUCUGCCCUUGCACUCGUGCUGGGAGCUCUGGACAAUCCGAACCUGAUUCUGCGCUGUGCCGCUGGCGAGGCCCUGGGCAGGAUGGCGCAGGUUGUGGGAGAAGCCAGCUUCAUCGCCAAGAUGGCUCAGAACAGCUUUGACAAGUUGAAAGCAGCUCGAGACGUUGUGUCACGUACUGGCCAUUCUUUAGCUCUGGGCUGCUUACAUCGUUACGUUGGUGGAAUUGGAUCUGGGCAGCAUAUCAAGACGAGUGUGAGCAUCCUGCUUGCUCUAGCACAAGACAACACUUCUCCAGAAGUGCAGACCUGGGCCCUCCACUCUCUAGCUCUGAUUGUGGACUCGAGUGGACCAAUGUACCGGAGCUAUGUUGAGCCGACCCUCUCCCUAGCCCUCACAUUGCUGCUCACAGUGCCACCCUCCCACGUAGAGGUUCAUCAAUGCCUGGGACGUUGUCUGGGAGCUCUUAUCACUACACUUGGACCAGAAUUGCAAGGUGCAGGGCUUCUGAUCUCCACGGCGCGGUCCUCCUGCUUGGUGGGAUGCGCGAUCAUGCAGGACCACUCGGACUCGCUGGUGCAGGCCCAGGCCAUAUCGUGUCUGCAGCAGCUCCACAUGUUUGCCCCACGUCAUGUCAAUCUCUCCAGCCUGGUACCCAAUCUCUGUGUGAAUUUAGGCAGUCCACACCUGCUGCUGCGUCGUGCCGCUGUCGCUUGCUUACGCCAACUGGCUCAGAGGGAGGCUUCGGAAGUCUGUGAGUACGCCCUCCGCCUGGCCAGGGACACGGAAGCCCAAGCUGGUGCAUACAAUAUUGCCAUUAGUGAGACUGGUCUGGAAGGUGUUUUGUUUGGAAUGUUGGACCGUGAAACUGAUCGUAAGCUCUGCUGUGACAUCCGUGAUACUUUGGGACACAUGUUGUCAUCGCUUGCGGUCGAGGAUCUCUCCCACUGGCUAAAACUCUGCAAGGAUGUGCUUGCAGCAUCUACAGAAAUAGGCGGUGGGUCUAAAGUUGAUUCGACUCAGCAAGAAGAGGGAGAGAAGGGGGAUGGUAUGGACGAUGAUACCAUGUUCAAGUCCUCGCACACAGAGGAAAAAUCUCGGCCGCAGAUCGCCCCUCGUUGGGCCACACGGGUCUUCGCUGCAGACUGCCUCUGUCGGAUCAUCGCACAGUGUGAGAGUGGGGACCCUGCCCAUUUUGACUUGGGCAAAGCAAGAGACAAGAAGCUUAAGGAUGCCAAAGGUGAUUAUUUGGUGUUGCACCUUUCGGACCUCAUACGUAUGGCUUUCAUGGCUGCUACUGACCACAGCAACCAGCUACGCAUGGUUGGCCUGCAAGCUCUGGAAGACGUCAUCAAGAAGUUUGCAGCAGUAGAUGAACCAGAGUUCCCAGGCCAUGUCAUACUUGAGCAAUAUCAAGCGAAUGUUGGUGCAGCCCUAAGACCAGCAUUUUCAGCUGACACACCUUCCGACAUAACCGCGAAAGCCUGUCAGGUGUGUAGUUCCUGGAUCUGCAGUGGAGUGGUGAAUGACUCGAAUGGGCUGCAAAGGGUCCACUCGCUGCUGGUGUCCUCGCUGAGCAAGGUGUUGGCAGGCAAGGGUGGCGCAUGCCAGCUGUACAGCGAGAGCUCUGGAACCAUGGAGAGACUCGCUGUGCUGAAGGCCUGGGCAAAGGUUUAUAUCGUUGCAAUGAAAACUCAGCAAGAUGCCACAGCUAAAGUAUCAAGAGACACGGAGGAGGAGGAGGAAGGGAGCAGAGAGGUCGACCAACUUUCUGCAGAUUCUCUGCUCAACUUGGUGCAACCAGAGAUCCCAACCCUGAGCCGCCUGUGGCAAGCAGCCCUGCAGGACCAUGCACUGCUCACUCUACCGCUGGAGUUCUCCAGCCAACUUCCUGCGGAGGGUGGCGCAUUCUAUACCCCGGAGACUAUAGAUGCAGCUCGAAUGCACUACCGGGCAUCAUGGGCGACGAUCCUGCGCGCAGUGUGUCUGUGGUUGCACAGCAGUGGCUUUGCAGUCGGCGAGCUGGAAGAUUUUCCAGUUGCACUGCCUGGCACAGAACUGGCAUCAGGCCCUGAGGUUCCAAUUUGCUCCCCUGAAGACCUCAACACAGAUCGCUUUCACCUCAUCAUCGGUAUAAGCAUCGAAUUUCUGUGUUCACCAAGAGUGGAAGAACCAAUUGAAUGUGUCACAGAAUGUUUGGAAGCUCUCAAAACUUUGCUGGACUCGCCUUGGCCACGAACUAAAAUUGGCAAUGAUCAGAUGCUGGCUGUGGAGCUGCUGAAUGUGCUGCACAGACUGCUGCUCACACGCGACGUGCCGGUGGUGCAGCUGGCUGUAGUUGACGUUGUCACGCAAACAAUCCGCGCCACCCUUGAGCAUAUCAAGGAAAAACGAAGAAGUGCAGAAGUCGAUGAUGGAGCCGCAGAGAAGGAGACCCUCCCAGAGUUUGGAGAGGGAGAGGAGACCGGGGAGCUUGUCCCCGGGAAGUCGUUGGUUUUUGCCGCACUCGAGUUGUGCUUGUGCAUUCUGGUGCGGCAGCUCCCGAGGCUAAACCCGAAGCUCCUGCUUGCAGUUAACGAGGGUCUCGUCAAGCCCCAACUCUUGUCUCAACAUGGAGCAAAGCUUGUAUCUGCAGCAUUGCACAUCUUAGCAGAGCUUCCAUUAUUGUGUUCCCCAGCAGGAAGCGUGUCAGUGUUGCCCACGCUGCUGUUCCUGAUCACCGGAGUUCUCCAGGAGACCGCGUACAGCACAGCAGAUGGACAGAUUUCCCUUCCAGUCGGUGCAACUCUGCAGGCACUGCGAGCGCUCAUCACGUCUCCACUUUCUCAGAUGGAGAAGACCAACCUUCAAUGGACCAAACUUUUGCGUAGUGCUUUGGCAACAGUCCUCGAUUUUUCAAAACCAGGUGCAAAUGUGGAUGAAGUGAGCGUGCUCGCGGCCCUCGCUGUCUUCCUGCUGUCGGCAAGCCCCGACGUCCUUGCUGUGCGCAGCCUACAGCUACCGUGCAUCGAACGAUUCGUAGCAGCUGUCAAAUCUAAGGACCCCAAGGUGCAAUUUAAGUGCUGCCAAAUACUAGUGUCAGUGUUUCAGCACCAGAAUCGGGCACUAGCAGUGCCGUACAUCCACGCAAUUGCACCGCUGCUGGUUGAACAACUCCAAAAGGUGGAACACAACAAGCCAGAGGCUGCCCCCGAGUUGCAGGCUGUUCAGGAAGGUGUGCGUGUCCUUGCUACGUUGGUGGCGGUCGCCGAGGACCAGAACCGAGUUCAGCUCCUGGCUCUACUGGUGCCCAUCCUGAUCCGUUAUCUUGUGGAUGAGAAUGCCCUUUCCGUGACUCCACUGGUCUCCUGCCAGCUUCACGAGUUUGCUCUGCAGAACCUCAUGCAUAUUGGUCCACUGUAUCCAAGCGCAUUCAAGCUUGUGAUGGGCGCUUCAGCUGAGUUAAAGGCAAGGUUGGAGGCCGCUAUUAAAGCCAACCAGGCCAGUGUGAAGUCAAAGAUGUCAGUGAGGGAGUCGAGAGUUAUGACCCCGUCAGCUCCUUCCAUCACACUCAAAACCUCUUUUGGCAAUUUUUAAUUCUGCCCACAUCCGAUGAUUAUAAGCACACACUGUAAGUUAGCAAUAGAUCCAACACAACAUGUUUUUUUACAUGAUAUCAACUGUCGAUUAAAAUGCAAGUAAAUACUAUAGACUAACAAAUAUUUGUGUGGUAUGUCACCAAAAUAAAAGCCAAUAAUUUUAAA